GCUUUCUGCUGACACACUGUUGCGCCUCCCUGGAUGAGCCACCGCAGGUCAAAAAUGUCAACUCCAGUUUUCACCCGAAUUUAGACAAAAAAAGUGGUUCAGAGUUUUAUGUUUGCUUUUCCUCCUCAUUGUGCGAAAAAACAACAAACAGUGAAGUGAGAAAACGCCUGAGAACUUGCUCUUCAUUCUCUGAGGUUGACCCCCUGUGACCUCAAAUCAUGGCCUACACACUGGGUAUGGCGCCGGAUGGUCGUACCCGCAGUGUUGUACCACAGCACUGCGUCACUCGGGUCGAGCUAUCCGUCACUGCGUCCAGUCUGCUUGAUCGAGAUGUAGCCUCCAAAUCGGACCCGUUCUGCGUUCUCUUCCAUGAAGUGGAUGGAAAUUGGGUGGAGCUGGGACGGACUGAGACAGCAGUGAACAACCUGAACCCAGUGUUUGGGGUGAAGUUCCAGGUGGACUAUCACUUCGAAGAGAUUCAGAAGCUUCGCUUCGCCAUGUUCGAUGAAGACAAGUGUGCCACUCAGCUUUAUGAACACGACUUCCUGGGAGAAUUCAUCUGUACACUGGGAGUGAUUGUGUCCAAUAAGAAACUUCACAGACCGUUGAUAUUAGCCAAUGGGAAGCCAGCUGGCAAAGGUUCUAUUACGAUAACAGCGCAGGAGCUGUCUGACAACAGAAUCAUCACUUUGACCCUGAGUGGGCGUAAACUGGAUAAGAAGGACUUCUUUGGAAAAUCAGAUCCCUACCUGGAGUUUCACAAACAAGGAGAAGAUGGUAAAUGGAUGCUGGUGCACCGGACAGAGGUCAUAAAGAACACAUUAGACCCGGUGUGGAAACCUUUCACUGUGCCUCUCAUUUCUCUCUGCAAUGGAGAUGUGGAUAGAAGCAUUAAGGUGCUGUGUUAUGAUUACGAUAAUGAUGGAGGCCAUGACUUCAUUGGAGAGUUUCAGACCACAGUUUCCAAGAUGAGUGAAGCACAGAACUCGGUGGAGGUGGAGUUUGACUGCAUCAAUCCCAAGAAACAAAAAAAGAAGAAAAACUACAAAAACUCAGGAGUCAUCAUCAUUAGGUCCUGUAAGAUUGCACACGAUUAUACCUUUCUGGAUUACAUACUGGGAGGAUGCCAGCUCAUGUUUACAGUCGGCAUCGACUUCACAGCGUCUAACGGGAACCCCAGAGAACCGUCCUCUCUCCACUACAUCAACCCGCUGGGCAGCAACGAGUAUCUCUCUGCCAUUUUAGCUGUUGGGCAAAUCAUACAGGACUAUGACACUGACAAAAUGUUUCCUGCACUGGGAUUUGGAGCCCAACUCCCACCAGACUGGAAGGUAUCACAUGAAUUUGCCAUCAACUUCAAUCCCACUAAUCCUUUUUGUUAUGGUGUGGAGGGCAUCGCCCAGGCUUACUCUGCCUGUCUCCCUCACAUUCGCUUCUAUGGGCCAACAAACUUCGCUCCAAUCAUCAACCACGUUGCUCGCUUUGCCGCUCAGGCACUUCAGCAGGAGAAAGCAGCGCAGUACUUCACUCUCCUCAUCAUAACAGAUGGUGUCAUCAGUGACAUGGAUGAGACACGCCAUGCCAUCGUUCAGGCCUCUAAGUUGCCAAUGUCCAUCAUCAUCAUUGGUGUUGGUAACGCAGACUUUGCUGCCAUGGAGUUUCUGGAUGGAGAUGCCAGUGUUCUGAGGUCCAACACAGGAGAGGAGGCUCUCCGUGACAUUGUGCAGUUUGUCCCAUUCAGGGAUUUCCGUAACGCACCGAAGGAGACACUUGCUAAAUCUGUCCUGGCCGAGCUCCCUCAGCAGGUCACCCAGUACUUUAAACAGCGAAAUCUACCGCCCAUCAAUCCGGCGCCGGAGUGAGACGUUCUGAGAUCCAGAGUCCACUCGCUGUAUAUUAGCUUGACAGAUCCUAAAAAUGUUCUUGUUACAGGCAAAUCGUGCAGAAUGAAAGUGUGUAUGUCAAAAAAACAACCUAACAUCCAUGCUCUCAUAUUUUCUACUGGUUAAAGACUGUUCGGUCAGUUUCAAGUGCGAGUCCAUCAGAAGUGAUGUUUUCUGUGUCCAAAAGCUUAUCAAAACUGAGGUAAAUUACCUUGACACAACAGGAUGUGUUUUUUAUUUAUUUAUUUAACAUGUCAGUGUGUCAUGUGACAGGGAACAUGUGAUCCAUGGACCUCCAUUGUGUAGAAACCCUUUUUGAAGUGGAACAGUACCCAUGGCUGAAUCCUUUAGAAGUUUUAUUUGAGGUAGCAGAUGUGAUGGAACCUGUUUGCUGUUGUGCUCAUGUUCAGCAAACUCUCAGUAUUUCCUCAGCCACGGCAGAGAGAGGUUUUUAUCUGGAAGCUGUGAUCAACAGUUAUAGUAUCUGAGCAGUGGGAGGAACAAAUCAGAGCAGAAUGAGGCCACAGUGACUGCUGUAGCAACAUCACAGCGUAGAUGUGGGAGACUGUGUGAACUCAUUAGGAUAUUUAACAUGGAGACAUUUCUGUUUGCUUUGCACAAUUCCUGUAUUUAUUGUAACCUGAGUUGAUCCUGCAUGUUGCCAGUAUUUCCAUAUUCUUUACAAAAGCUGACGAUCACAAAUGCAUGUUUUUGUUUAUGUAAAUAUUUAAUCAGAUGAAAAUAUUUCAUUAACGUUUCAUGAAAGAAAAGUGUUUGACAAAGAAAAAUAAUUAUAAGACAUUUGAAUAAGCAGAAAGUACAGAGAAACUGUGAGUUUGAAUUUUCCGAAUGUAUAUUUCUAUGAUGCUGUUUCUGAAAUUAUAAACGUUUCUGCCAUGUUAAAUGUCAUUUUUAUGCAGUGCUGAAUUGUGUAAUUAAACUACAAUGUGUAUUCCUGUGA
This is a messenger RNA of Girardinichthys multiradiatus, 2844 nucleotides long. It is a transcript of the gene cpne2, whose product is annotated as copine II. Gene Ontology annotation, biological process: cellular response to calcium ion. Gene Ontology annotation, molecular function: calcium-dependent phospholipid binding. Lineage: Eukaryota; Metazoa; Chordata; Actinopteri; Cyprinodontiformes; Goodeidae. The transcript has 16 exons. The record is from RefSeq and is a predicted model, not a curated record. The coding region runs from base 219 to 1862 and encodes 547 amino acids. Gene Ontology annotation, cellular component: plasma membrane.